Molecule: messenger RNA, 2067 nt
Organism: Letharia columbiana
Lineage: Eukaryota; Fungi; Ascomycota; Lecanoromycetes; Lecanorales; Parmeliaceae
Exons: 4
Coding region: 1-2067 (688 amino acids)
Biological process (GO): regulation of transcription by RNA polymerase II
Cellular component (GO): nucleus
Molecular function (GO): RNA polymerase II cis-regulatory region sequence-specific DNA binding; DNA-binding transcription activator activity, RNA polymerase II-specific
Source: RefSeq, a predicted model, not a curated record
AUGCCAUUAACAUUUAUGCCAUCGCAAGCGCCAAUAGGACCUGUCCCACUCAAGCUUCAACAGCUGUUGUCUUCCCUGUCAUGUUUCGCAAGCGGCGGAGCUCCAAGAAGCUGGACAUCGAACUCUAUGCCAGAUUCAGGGAGAACCACCCUGAUGUUAGCCCCGGAACUUUCCGUACCCAUCCACCUAUCAGUCACCGAGUCCGAACGCAUCAUCAGGUCCAGACGUAAAGAGGAGGCUGAUGCACAACAUGAUGACACAACUGUCGCACCGAUAUCUAGAGUCCCGUGGCUUUCCCUCGAAAAUGUUGUCUCUGUCGCACCGACGCCAUUCAUGACAGAUGAACCAGCCUUGAGACGACCACUGGUUGCUCAACGACAACAAGUCGAAGAAUGUAAUCAACCAACAGUCGUAGGGUCGAGUCAACCACUAUCCCCCGCCACUGAGCACGAUAUGUGGUCAGAGUUUAUCCUUCCCGAAUCUCUGUCCACUUCUGAGGCUAUCUGGUCUUGUGAUUUUCAGGACUUCCCAUCUCCUCUAACCCCACAAACUUCAUUUCCGGACACAUUAUCUUCUGCCUCGCCAGAUCUUCAGCCUCUGUCACCUCUUGCGUGUGAAGAUGUCGCUAGUCCAGAUUGCGUGGACGUCGUCGAGUCACAUGAACCUGAGAUCGUGGACAGCUUCUACCAAAAAAUUGGGAGUACUGGGUCAGCCUUAUCAGUGCAGCCCUCAAACGAGGCUCGCUUUUGCCACAAACUUCACGCACCCCCUGCUUUGAUGCUAAAGGGAUCUGGUGAAAGCCCCGUGACUUAUUUAAAUAAAGGCUCACAUUAUUCCAUUUCAGUCGAAGAUACGUUGCGUGCUGGACCCGACCCUGGAGAGGUAGAAAAAAAAUACGUGGACCCUCACGAAUCUGAUCAUCCGGACCACGGGGCGAAUUCUCAGGUUGUUCACUCUGAUGGCUUCUCGUUGAUGUGGAGCGCAGACCACAGUGACAUGAGACAAUUUUCAAUUGCAUUUCGACUAAAUUUCCGGUCAACGGACUUUAGUCACUGCAAAGGAGUCAUGGGGGUUGCAAUGCAACUCUGCAGUAAAACCGAAGAGAUAUCGACCACUUCAGUACAGUCUCUCAGACCGAAUCUCGAGAUGAGCUUUUGCAGGAUCAAGUCAUUCAGGAGUCAUGGUGCAGAGCGCAAGAAUGCCAACGAUAUGGCUAUUGGGGAAAAACGAAUCAGAAGACUGAAGCAGCAAUUAGCGCAAUCGCAGACACGCCAGACACCAAAAGACAAGAGACUUGGCAGGGAUAAAAGCAAGACGCUGAGACCCUCAGGAGCACGAAGAAAUCAUGAGGAUGGCAUACUUUGUAAGAUCAAGAUCUUGCAACAGAACUGCACUUCAACCCCGCCGUACACACUCCUCGACCAACAAGGAAAGAAACAGCAAGACUGUGACUGGCCCCCGUUAGGGCACAAGGACAAACCUCCAGAAUCGCCUGAGACUGGGCCGGCGUCCUCAUCUUCGGCUUCACGAAGCGCGUUGAUGCCGAUAACCUCGAGACCAAAACACUCGAUGUUGUCGUCACAGCCGACUCAGCUUCCUACUCCACCAAGGUAUGAUGAGUCGCAGCAAAGGACGUCGACACGAGAUCUUCCAGAAGGGACCAGGAACAGAUCAACAAGGCCCGGGGGAGUCAAAAUUGCUUUGUUUUACAUACGUCCAGUCGGUUUCAAACACGUAACCCAGAUUGACCAUUACAUAACAGUAUACCUUUUCGAGCGCACAUCUUGUGAUCUUACCAGGAAAAUCGCGGAAGCAGUCUCGAUUGAUCCCGGGGAGGUGGGGCAGACAACAUGGUCUACUGUCGAAGGUCUGACCAUCCUAGUCGACGCCGACGUAGUCGCAAAUAUGAUGGAGGGCCAGGAAAUGCAGAUCGAAGCGAAAAGCAUCGCAACCAGGUCCGAUUCUGGAAGACAGUUGAGCUGUGACUCUGCAGAUGAGGUAUAUUCUUGUGAGCAUGGAGUCAGGCAAUGUACUCGAGAGCUACUUGAAUUCAACCUCGUGUUUUGA